GAUGUCUUGUAUACUGUGUGCAACCCUGUUGGAAAAGUUCAGCGCAUUGUUAUAUUCAAGAGAAAUGGAAUACAAGCUAUGGUUGAGUUUGAAUCAGUGUUUUGUGCCCAGAAGGCGAAGGCUGCACUCAAUGGAGCAGAUAUCUAUGCAGGAUGCUGCACACUAAAAAUUGAAUAUGCAAGGCCGACUAGACUUAAUGUCAUUAGAAACGACAACGAUAGUUGGGACUACACUAAGCCAUAUCUGGGCCGACGAGACAGAGGGAAGGGCCGCCAGAGGCAAGCUAUUUUGGGAGAGCACCCAUCAUCAUUUAGACAUGACGGUUAUGGGUCACAUGGUCCUUUGUUGCCCUUGCCAAGCCGGUACCGAAUGGGAUCUCGGGACACUCCAGAACUUGUUGCUUAUCCGUUGCCCCAGGCAUCCUCCUCUUACAUGCACGGUGGAAAUCCUUCUGGGUCAGUUGUCAUGGUUAGUGGGUUGCAUCAGCUAAAGAUGAACUGUUCAAGGGUCUUCAACCUGUUCUGCUUGUAUGGAAACAUUGAGAAGGUGAAAUUUAUGAAAACUAUUCCAGGCACAGCACUGGUUGAAAUGGGUGAUGAGUAUGCAGUGGAAAGGGCUGUCACGCAUCUCAACAAUGUCAAGUUAUUUGGAAAGAGACUUAAUGUCUGUGUUUCCAAGCAACAUUCAGUAGUUCCAAGUCAGAUAUUUGAACUGGAGGAUGGCACAAGUAGUUACAAGGAUUUUGCAAUGAGUAAGAAUAAUCGCUUCACCAGUGCUGGCCAAGCAUCUAAGAACAUCAUCCAACCACCUUCUUGUGUGCUGCAUUAUUAUAAUGUUCCCCUGUGUGUAACUGAAGAAACAUUUGUAAAGUUAUGUGAGGAUCAUGAAGUUCUCAGCUUUAUUAAAUACAAAGUGUUUGAUCCAAAACCUUCUGCCAAAACACUGUCUGGUCUGUUGGAAUGGGAAUGUAAGACAGAUGCAGUGGAAGCUCUCACUGUACUUAAUCACUACCAGAUAAGAGUCCCAAACGGCUCCAACCCUUACACCUUGAAGCUUUGCUUCUCCACUUCAUCCCAUUUAUAGAGAAGAGGACAGCAUGUUAAGAGCUACGUUCACCUUGAUUUGCAAGUUUAAAACUUCACUUCAUUCACAGAGCUCUAAAGUGGUUGUUCUAAUGUUGCCUUGUUUAAACUUAAUUCUAAUAUCUUUUAUCUUGUUUUAUAAUAAAUGGAUGUUCCUUCAUAAAUACAAAACAGAUUUUUUCUUUUUGCCUCUGAGAAGUACAUGUUGUAAGCUUACUACAAAGUUUGUAUUUCAUUAGUGUAGUAUCUUCAAAUGUCAAAAGAAGUACCAGUAGUAUAAACAAGAUUGU
Mesitornis unicolor (brown roatelo) is the source of this 1372-nucleotide messenger RNA. It is a transcript of the gene HNRNPLL, whose product is annotated as heterogeneous nuclear ribonucleoprotein L-like. Gene Ontology annotation, molecular function: mRNA binding. The transcript has 10 exons. Gene Ontology annotation, biological process: regulation of RNA splicing; mRNA processing. The annotation marks the transcript as partial. Lineage: Eukaryota; Metazoa; Chordata; Aves; Mesitornithiformes; Mesitornithidae. Gene Ontology annotation, cellular component: nucleus. The record is from RefSeq and is a predicted model, not a curated record.